AUGACUGAACCAACAGAGAAACUUUCUCUCGAUAAUGAUUUACGUUAUCGUUAUGAAUAUUUGGCUGAAUUCUUGAAUUUUACAAACGACAAUAUAAAAAUUCUUAAUCAAUUAUCAAUAUAUAUUCAACCAAUGAUUCCUGUUAUUGUCGAUGAAGUUUAUCGAAAAUUAUUUUCAUUCGAUAUAACAAAACAAUACUUUUUCCCUGAUGCUUCUCAUUCCUGUUUUGGGAAUUUAUUUUCAUCAACAAAGCAUUCAAGCGUAUCAUUCGAUGGCGACGAUAUUGAAUUUCGAAGAAAUAUGUUAAGUAAAUAUUUAAACAAGAUUCUUACGGAGCAAGAAUGGGAUGAUUCAUUUUUACGAUAUUUAUCUUGUGUUGGACAAGUACAUACACAUGAAAUGGGUACGCCAGCGAUUCAUGUUGAUUAUAUGCAUAUCAGUGCUUUGAUUGGUUUUCUCGAACAUAUUAUUAUUGAUAUAAUAUUGAAAAUAACUAAUAUUGAUUGUCAAACAAAAUACAGAGCAGUUGCAGCUAUGAAUAAAUUCUUUUGGAUUCAGAAUCAAUUUUUAAGAAUGCACUACAAAGAAGAAGAGAAACGAUGA
Rotaria socialis is the source of this 603-nucleotide messenger RNA. NCBI's taxonomy places the organism in Eukaryota, Metazoa, Rotifera, Eurotatoria, Philodinida, Philodinidae. The record is from the annotation of a GenBank genome assembly.